This is a messenger RNA of Glycine soja, 862 nucleotides long. Its product is annotated as 18 kDa seed maturation protein. Lineage: Eukaryota; Viridiplantae; Streptophyta; Magnoliopsida; Fabales; Fabaceae. Bases 81 to 602 code for a protein of 173 amino acids. Gene Ontology annotation, biological process: embryo development ending in seed dormancy. The record is from RefSeq and is a predicted model, not a curated record. The transcript is spliced from 2 exons.
GACAGAUACCGAGCUGAAGAAAACCUAAGCUUAGAAUUAGAAACAAAGAAAAGAAGAAAGGAAAGAAUUGAUCGUUGAAAAUGCAGGGAGGAAAGAAAGCGGGAGAGUCCAUUAAGGAAACAGCUACAAACAUUGGUGCUUCUGCCAAGGCUGGCAUGGAGAAGACCAAGGCCACUGUCCAAGAGAAGGCAGAAAGAAUGACAGCACGUGAUCCGGUGCAAAAGGAGUUGGCAACCCAAAAGAAAGAGGCAAAGAUGAACCAGGCGGAGCUGGACAAGCAGGCGGCGCGUCAGCAUAACACGGCGGCCAAACAGUCCGCCACCACGGCUGGGCACAUGGGACAUGGCCACCACACCACCGGAACCGGGACUGGAACCGCCACGUAUUCCACCACCGGGGAAUAUGGUCAGCCCAUGGGGGCCCACCAGACGUCGGCAAUGCCUGGCCAUGGAACCGGGCAGCCCACGGGCCAUGUCACCGAAGGAGUGGUGGGCUCACAUCCCAUUGGAACCAACAGAGGGCCGGGUGGGACCGCUACAGCUCAUAAUACCCGUGCGGGUGGAAAGCCGAAUGAUUAUGGGUAUGGGACUGGGGGUACUUAAUUAAUGAUGAUUAUAUCAUCAAGGUUUAUUGGCAAUAGUUUAAUAAUAAGGUUUAUUAAAUGUAGUUAGUUUGGGGUAUGGCUUUUGUACUUGUUUGUUUGGUUAUCUUUGUUUGUCUGCUUUUCUCUCCACUUGUUAUGGAGAGACUUGGGUGUGGUUAUGACAGUGUUUUCACUACGUGGAAACGUUAUAUGUGGUAAACUUGUACUUGUAUCAUUUCGUGAUAAUAAUUAAAUAAAAUAGUGGUUGUGUAAAAAUAA